Pecten maximus is the source of this 798-nucleotide messenger RNA. RefSeq lists its product as uncharacterized. The transcript is spliced from 2 exons. The record is from RefSeq and is a predicted model, not a curated record. Gene Ontology annotation, molecular function: DNA binding. NCBI's taxonomy places the organism in Eukaryota, Metazoa, Mollusca, Bivalvia, Pectinida, Pectinidae. Bases 98 to 781 code for a protein of 227 amino acids. Gene Ontology annotation, biological process: DNA integration; DNA recombination.
AGGGUAUCGUUAUGGAGCGGUAGUAGCAUUGGAUGAGAGGGUGACUAUAGGUGAUUAUUUGGGUGAAGGUGAUCUUCUAUUGGGUCCGAAAGGGGGCAUGGAAGUCCUGUAUAUUCCCUCGCGUAAGGGGUUUGUCCCUGAUUUGAAAGGGUUGAGAUGGCCAUUAUAUGCAUACAGAAUUGCAUUUGCCUAUCUGUCCAUGAAGGAUAGAUACAUCCUUAACCGGGACCAAGCCUGGUUCAAAUUGCAGUUUUUUGCAGGAGACAGGGCCAGUGACCUCUCAGUCAUUGUCACACAGGAAAUCAAGGUCCUUAACGAUAAUUCGGGGUUAGUCUUUCAACACACAUUUGGGAAAACACUGCGGGGUAGCAAGGGUAGGUCAAACACCUUCGUCAUCAAACUAUGUGAUGACAAGUUAGUCUGUCCAGUGAGAGGUCUACUAGAUUUUCUCCAGUUUGCAAAAUCUAGUGGGGUCGACCUCACAACAGGUUACCUCUUUCGAGUGGUUUCUGAUAGUGGCAGGGUCCUUGAUAAGCAUGUGAGCUAUUCAGUGGUGUAUGAAAGGCUCCGCUAUUAUCUCGUUGUGCUAGGAUUGUAUGAGGGGGAAACCCCUCAUAGUUUCAGAUCAGGAUGUGCUGUUACUAUGGCACUCUCGGGUUCAGUUGACCAUGCUGAACAAAUGAUGACUCACUUGGGUUGGUUCACUAAGGAGAGUGCAGAGUAUUACGGGCGGCUGCACACAAUGGCAGAUUCUGCAUUAGUUGCAUCAAAAAUUGGCUAAAACAACAAUGGAUGCAA